GUCCGGCGCCUGCGCACUGCCGGGCGCGGGUCCAGCAUACAAGAUGGCGGCGGUGGCUGCCAGGGUGAGGCGGCCCCGGGAUGGCGGCGGGAAGCGGAGCGGCCCCCAGAGCCCCCUCGCCCCGGCCCCGCGCUCAGGCCGCCCCUCCCGCCCGCGGAGCCCCGAGCCGCGAUGAGGCGCCCGCCCGCCGCGCCCGCCACUAGCCCGGCCAGGCCGCCCCGCAGCCGCAGACGUCGCCGCUGGAGCCGCCGCCCCCCCCUGCAAUUGCUGAGCGAUGGCCAACGAGAACCACGGCAGUUCUAGGGAGGACGCUGCUCUGAUGAGCCACUCUCCUGGCACAUCCCAUCAGAACCAGCCAAGCUCUCCUAAGCCCGUUCGGCUGGUGCAGGAUUUGCCAGAUGAGCUCGUGCAGGCUGGCUGGGAGAAGUGCUGGAGCAAGCGGGAGAACCGCCCUUACUACUUCAACCGCUUCACCAACCAGUCGCUCUGGGAGAUGCCGCUCCUGGGUCAGCAUGAUGUCAUUUCAGAUCCUCUCGGUCUGAAUGCAGCUCCCGUGCCUGCGGAAGGGGGAGUUGGUGACGUGGCCGCUGAAGGCAAGGUGCAGAAACAGAGGCUGUCGGAGGAAGCUCAGCCCAGUGGCAACAGUGUGAAGAAGCCCAAGGUUGACGUAUCAGGGAACCCUCCCACUCAGCCCGUCUCCAACUCCUUCAGUACGCCUGGGACUCCUCUUUUGAAGAUGUGGGGGGUUUCUCCUGAAGACAAGCAACAGAUUGCUCUUUUGCGACCAACCGAGGUGUACUGGGACCUGGACAUCCAGACAAAUGCUGUUAUUAAGCAGAGAGCCCCCUCCGAGGUGCUUCCUCCUCACCCGGAAGUGGAACUCCUUCGAUCCCAGCUGAUGCUGAAGCUGCGCCAGCAUUACCGAGAGCUUUGCCAGCAGCGCGAAGGGAUUGAGCCUCCGCGGGAGUCCUUCAACCGUUGGAUGCUGGAGCGGAAGGUGGUGGACAAAGGGACAGACCCUCUGUUGCCAAGUGACUGUGAGCCUGUGGUGUCUCCUUCCAUGUUCAGAGAAAUCAUGAAUGACAUUCCGAUCAGGUUGUCCCGCAUUAAGUUCCGAGAAGAAGCCAAGAGGCUGCUCUUCAAAUACGCUGAGGCUGCAAAGAGGCUCAUUGAAUCCAGGAGUGCCUCUCCAGACAGCAGGAAGGUGGUCAAGUGGAACGUGGAGGACACCUUCAGUUGGCUGCGGCGGGACCACUCGGCCUCCAAGGAAGACUACAUGGACCGUCUGGAGCACCUGCGCAAGCAGUGUGGCCCGCAUGUGUCUGCUGCAGCCAAGGACUCUGUGGAGGGCAUCUGCAGCAAGAUCUACCACAUCUCGCUGGAGUACGUCAAGCGCAUUCGUGAGAAACACCUGGCCAUCCUCAAGGAGCACAGCAUACCUGCGGAGGUGGAGCCUCCAGAUGUGCAGGAGCGGCUUGUCUACUGCUUCCCGGUGAGGUUGGCCGUCCCCUCCCCAGCACUGCCGAACGUGGAGAUGCACGUGGAGAACGUGGUUUGUGUGCGCUAUAAGGGCGAGAUGGUGAAAGUCAGCCGCAACUACUUCAGCAAGCUGUGGCUACUAUAUCGAUAUAGCUGCAUUGACGAUUCCAGCUUUGAGCGGUUCUUGCCGAGGGUUUGGUGCCUUCUCCGCAGAUACCAGAUGAUGUUUGGUGUCGGGCUCUAUGAAGGGACGGGCCUGCAGCGGGCGCUCCCAGUGCACGUCUUCGAAGCCCUCCACAAACUCUUUGGGGUCAGCUUUGAGUGCUUUGCCUCCCCCCUGAACUGCUACUUCAAGCAGUACUGCUCUGCUUUCGUGGACACGGAUGGGUAUUUUGGAUCACGAGGUCCCUGCCUGGAUUUCUUCCCCAUCAGCGGCUCAUUUGAGGCCAACCCUCCGUUCUGUGAGGAGCUGAUGGAUGCCAUGGUCUCUCACUUCGAGAAACUGCUGGAAACCUCGAGUGAGCCGCUGUCCUUCAUCGUCUUCAUCCCCGAGUGGCGGGACCCCCCCACCCCGGCACUGACACGCAUGGAGCAGAGCAAGUUCAAGCGGCAGCAGCUCAUCCUGCCCGCCUUCGACCACGAGUACCGCAGUGGUUCCCAGCACGUGUGCAAAAAGGAGGAAAUGUACUACAAAGCGGUCCACAACACGGCCAUCCUCUUCUUGCAAAACAACCCUGGGUUUGCCAAGUGGGAGCCCACCUCUGAGCGGCUGCAGGAGCUCCUAACGGCCUAUAAACACUCAGGGCGGACCCUUGCCGCCCCAUCUUCCUCCUCUUCCUCCUCCUCUGCUCCAGACAAUGAUCGAGAUGCAGUUCGGGAGCAGAGCACCAGUCGCGAGACCACCCCCAAUUAACAGCCAGCUGGCUGGGCUGACAGACUGGGGGGGGGGGGAGAGUGCCCCGCUGGAGAUGAAGCCUGGCGGAGCAGCAUGCACCUGCUUCUCCACUGCUGCAAGCCCUUGGUGGAGAACAUCGAGCCUUGGAGCCACACCACAGGACCCAGAGCAGGCGCCUGCUGCUCCCUCCCUGAAGGAGCGCACAAGAGCUGUGGCAGAGGGUACAGACAGCAGCCUAAGUGGGCCAGGCAACCAGAAUGAGGCCUGAGGGGGUUGGGGGCAAAGCCCUGGCUCUCAGCACUGCAGCAGGAACUGGGACUACUUUUGCCUGGGAGAGGGGGGGGGAGUAGGGCUGUGCUGCGCACUGUGGUGGCUCUGGCCCAGCCCAGCUGUGUUUAUAAUGUAAAUAUGUGUCAGUGUGAUAACUCAGCUCCGCACAGGCCAUCUUGUUGCCUUUCUCUUGUUUCUUGCCCAAGCGUUCCAGUUGCGUGUUCUCACUGAUGCCGUUUACUGUAAACCAGAGCAAAGGCGUUCAAGUGUGUGUCUGCAGAAGUCUUGGCCGCCAUUUUGUAGUUGUCAUGAUUUCUACCUGAAGCCCCAGCCUGUCUUGGAGGCCCUUGGGUUUUGUUUUUUUUAAGGAUUUAAUUUAACAGCACUAACCAUUUUAUUACUUCUAUCAAAAGUGCAAAGGAAAGUCUAUUUUUGAUUUCACUUCCUAGUUCUUAGGAACAUUAAAAACCAGCAUUACAUUG
Eublepharis macularius is the source of this 3126-nucleotide messenger RNA. RefSeq names its product phosphorylated CTD interacting factor 1 (gene PCIF1). Lineage: Eukaryota; Metazoa; Chordata; Lepidosauria; Squamata; Eublepharidae. The transcript has 17 exons. Gene Ontology annotation, molecular function: RNA polymerase II C-terminal domain binding; mRNA (2'-O-methyladenosine-N6-)-methyltransferase activity. Gene Ontology annotation, cellular component: nucleus. The coding region runs from base 275 to 2392 and encodes 705 amino acids. The record is from RefSeq and is a predicted model, not a curated record.